UUUCGCGCCAACACGCUGAAAGGAAACAUUGCUGGAGAUUUAAACCGAGAUGUCUUCACCAUCACCAUCAAAGGGAGGCCGUAAGAGAGACAGGAGCAGUAACCCAUCGACCCCGGCGAAUGAAGACCCUCUCUCCCCACCGUCACAGCGCUCGCGGUCCCAUGACACAUCCACAGAGCUGCAGCCGAUGCCCACGUCUCCAACCAUGGACAUACUGGGCCCCGCCGCCAAUGACGUGUCUCUGUUCUCCAGUCCUGUGGCGCCUCGCUCUGUCAUGCAGAGCGAGAUGGAUGCGAGCUCUCCCCUGAUGUAUGGAACGCCCAGCUCUAGAAUCGAGGGAACUCCACGCAGCGGCAUACGUGGAACUCCGGCCCGCCAGCGAGCUGAUCUGGGAUCUGUGCGGAAGGGGAAGCAGGUGGACAUCCAUUCCGAACCGCCCUCUGGAGAUGCAGGAGCUGCUGGGGAUCAGGGACAGAGACUGGUGAUCUGGGGGACGGAUGUCAAUGUGGGAACCUGCAAGGAGAAGUUUCAACGUUUUCUUCAACGUUUUACGGAUCCGAACUCCAGAGAAGAUGAGAAUGCUGGUCUGGAUCUGAACGAGCCUCUUUACAUGCAGAAGCUGGAUGAGAUCAGUGUCGUCGGUGAGCCCGUGUUAAAUGUGAGCUGCUGUCACAUUCGGACAUUUGAUGCCGAUCUGUAUCGACAGCUCAUCUGUUACCCACAGGAAGUCAUCCCCACCUUUGACAUGGCGGUCAAUGAGCUCUUCUUCGACCGUUUCCCCGACUCCAUUUUGGAGCAUCAGAUUCAAGUGCGUCCCUACAGCGCCCUGAAAACCAGAAACAUGCGUGCGCUCAAUCCCGAAGAUAUUGAUCAGCUCAUCACUAUCAGUGGGAUGGUGAUCCGCACGUCACAGCUUAUCCCGGAGAUGCAGGAGGCAUUUUUCCGCUGUCAGGUGUGCUCGUUCAACGCCCGUGUGGAGGUGGACCGCGGACGCAUCGCCGAGCCUGCCGUCUGUCGCAACUGUAACACCACCCACAGCAUGGCGCUGGUUCAUAACCGCUCGGGCUUUUCCGACAAACAAAUGAUAAAACUGCAGGAAUCUCCUGAGGACAUGCCUGCGGGUCAGACACCCCACACCACCAUCGUCUAUGCUCAUAAUGACCUGGUGGACAAAGUGCAGCCUGGCGACAGAUUGAACAUCACUGGUAUCUACAGAGCUGUGCCUAUGCGUCUAAACCCACGACAGAGUCAAGUGAAGUCUGUUUACAAGACGCACAUCGACGCCAUUCACUUCCGUAAAACAGAUGAGAAGCGUCUUCACGGUGUGGACGAGGACGGCGAGCAGAAGCUCUUCACUAAAGAGCGAGUCGCUAUACUGAAAGAGUUAGCGGCCAAACCUGACGUCUAUGAGCGACUCUCGUCAGCUCUCGCGCCCAGCAUUUACGAACACGAAGACAUCAAGAAAGGUAUCCUCUUGCAGUUAUUCGGCGGCACGCGAAAGGACUUCACACAGACGGGCCGGGGAAACUUCCGUGCCGAGGUCAACAUCCUGCUGUGUGGCGAUCCGGGCACCAGUAAAUCCCAGCUGCUCCAGUACGUGUUUAACCUUGUUCCACGUGGCCAGUACACAUCAGGGAAAGGCUCCAGCGCCGUAGGUCUCACUGCGUAUGUGAUGAAGGACCCAGAAACCCGUCAGCUGGUUCUGCAGACCGGCGCCCUCGUGCUGAGCGACAACGGAAUUUGCUGCAUCGACGAGUUUGAUAAGAUGAGCGACAGCACGCGAUCGGUGCUGCAUGAAGUCAUGGAGCAGCAGACGCUCUCUAUUGCAAAGGCUGGAAUUAUUUGCCAGCUCAAUGCUCGGACCUCCAUCCUCGCAGCAGCCAAUCCGGUGGAGUCUCAGUGGAACCCUAAAAAGACAACCAUUGAAAACAUCCAGCUUCCUCACACACUUCUGUCCAGGUUUGAUUUGAUCUUCCUGAUGCUGGACCCUCAGGAUGAGGCGUAUGACAGACGUCUCGCACAUCAUCUAGUGUCUCUGUAUUACCAGAGUGAAGACCAGAUUGAGGAGGAACAUCUGGACAUGGCUGUGCUGAAGGAUUACAUCGCUUACGCUCGCACAUCUGUGCACCCCAGACUCUCGGAGGAAGCGAGUCAAGCCCUGAUCGAGGCCUAUGUAGACAUGCGUAAGAUCGGAAGUGGGCGGGGCAUGGUGUCUGCGUACCCCCGUCAGCUGGAGUCUCUCAUCCGAUUGGCUGAAGCUCAUGCUAAAGUGCGUUUCUGCAAUAAGGUCGAGUCCAUCGAUGUUGAGGAAGCCAAGAGACUCCACAGAGAGGCACUGAAACAGUCGGCAACUGAUCCCAGAACAGGAUUCGUUGACAUUUCUAUCCUCACCACAGGUAUGAGCGCCACAGCUCGCAAGCGUAAAGAGGAAGUGGCUCAGGCCCUGAAGAAACUCAUCCAAUCAAAGGGCAAGACACCAGCUAUGAAGUACCAACAGCUGUUUGACGAUCUCCGUGGCCAAUCAGAGGCUGCCAUCACUAAAGACAUGUUUGAUGAGGCACUUCGCGCGCUCGCUGAUGAAGAUUAUCUGACUGUCACAGGAAAGACUGUUCGUCUGCUGUAAACAUGCAUGAUACACGUGUGCUGCUUUUCCAUUCUGUUGCUUCAUUCUUUUUGUGUUAUGUGUUAAUAGCUGUAUGUAUGAUACCUUUCCUUGUUGCAAUAAAUGAAUUUUGUUCAUCAAAA
Messenger RNA from Triplophysa dalaica, 2745 nucleotides. It is a transcript of the gene mcm4, whose product is annotated as minichromosome maintenance complex component 4. Bases 50 to 2623 code for a protein of 857 amino acids. The transcript has 17 exons. Gene Ontology annotation, biological process: DNA replication; mitotic DNA replication initiation; double-strand break repair via break-induced replication. NCBI's taxonomy places the organism in Eukaryota, Metazoa, Chordata, Actinopteri, Cypriniformes, Nemacheilidae. The record is from RefSeq and is a predicted model, not a curated record. Gene Ontology annotation, cellular component: MCM complex; nucleus. Gene Ontology annotation, molecular function: single-stranded DNA helicase activity; ATP binding; ATP hydrolysis activity.